AUGACCUCUGAUGCUUGCCUCAUCGAUGGAAUGUAUUUGCUUCGAAUAAAAUUCGAGUUUAAAUUGGAUGAUGCCGAUUUUUUGAAAAUGGAUGAAAGGAUGCCGUUGCCCCACAGCAGUGUGUCGUUGUCGAAUGAGUUAAUUCCAAUACACAAACUUCACAAAUAUUUGCAGCUUUUCGCCCCUACAGAAAAAAUCGACUCUUCGGUACUAUCAACUUUGGCAGAAUUGGGAUAUGAGUUUGUAGUCUCGAUCAUAGAAGAGGCGUGCCAAUUGGCGUCGCUAAAAGAAUCCCGAGCGCUUGAACCAAGAGACAUCCAGUUUGUAGCAGAAAACUUGCACGAUAUUCAUCUGCCAUCUACUCUUUCCGUUUUUUCCGGGAAUUCAGAGGCCAUGGAUCCGCUCUCGGCCUCCAUUACAUCCAGCAUGGCUUCGGGAUCCCUGUUGGCCAGAGAUGACGCACAUUUGCGAAGGAUGGCACAGAUUAGGCACAUCGUCUUAAAUAGCAACCCUUCAGAAGAUGGAAAGCAAAAAUAA
This is a messenger RNA of Mitosporidium daphniae, 537 nucleotides long. RefSeq lists its product as uncharacterized. The transcript has 2 exons. Gene Ontology annotation, molecular function: protein heterodimerization activity. NCBI's taxonomy places the organism in Eukaryota, Fungi, Microsporidia. Gene Ontology annotation, cellular component: transcription factor TFIID complex. Gene Ontology annotation, biological process: DNA-templated transcription initiation. The record is from RefSeq and is a predicted model, not a curated record. The coding region runs from base 1 to 537 and encodes 178 amino acids.